Gambusia affinis (western mosquitofish) is the source of this 7237-nucleotide messenger RNA. It is a transcript of the gene baz1b, whose product is annotated as bromodomain adjacent to zinc finger domain, 1B. The record is from RefSeq and is a predicted model, not a curated record. The transcript is spliced from 22 exons. The coding region runs from base 767 to 5695 and encodes 1642 amino acids. Lineage: Eukaryota; Metazoa; Chordata; Actinopteri; Cyprinodontiformes; Poeciliidae. Gene Ontology annotation, cellular component: WICH complex. Gene Ontology annotation, molecular function: histone H2AXY142 kinase activity; protein binding. Gene Ontology annotation, biological process: chromatin remodeling.
AGACAGGCUGUACUAGCCAAUGAUAGCCAAUUCUCAGCAAUUCAAUCAGGGCGCUACGCCAAGACAGCCAAUGAGCUUUGAGGGGAGGCGGGGCGUAGGUGAGGCGCUGCUUGCUGCCGGGGAAACUGGCUGAAGGUUCUUUUGCCGGUGGACUAGAAACUCCCGCCAUUUCGACAGGGAAUUAACCUCUUGUUUGAUUGGGGAUACUUUCUUGUGACACUUGCGAAUAUUGUUUAUUGAUAAAACAAAACCUCGACAGCACAGCCUAUCAGCAAAAAAGAUCAGAUCUAGUUUAAAAAUAUUUUGUUAGGACUGUAAAACUGCAGCCGAAUUGAGCUCUGGCUGUUGCCGCGAGUUUGAUUUCGGUGUGGCUCUCAUCCUUUCGUGUUCACCUGAAGGAACUAAAAGUUUACCAACUAACCCGUCGGAGCAAAGCUUUAAUAUCUUUUACUUCCCGGAAUUCUGGUUAAAACCAGCGUGUCUCCGCAGCUGCAGAAGCGGAGAAUGUUGCGAUGAGGCCAUCGGUGAGAAGCGCACUGUUAUUGUUUUGCAACGAGAUAGAGAUCCAGACUGCUAGCUGAUUAACUAGCUUCGGCACGCUCAGAGCCGGGGCCUGCCGGCUGUAACGCGAGACGUGCUAUCGCUCGGUACCUAUAUUACCGAGGCUUGGAUACAUGCUAAGAACUAUCACGGAGUAAGGUUGUGCUAGUUUGUUGCCAGAAAGUCACGCUCAACCUCUGGCACUCGUGCCGUCUUUGGAUCUGCCAUGGCACCGCUUCUGGGCCGGAAACCGUACCCGCUGGCUAAGCCGCUAGCCGAGCCACCAGGCCCGGGAGAAGAGGUCUACAUCAUCGAGCAUACCAAGGAGGCCUUCAGGAACAAAGAAGAGUAUGAGGCACGCCUGCAGAGGUAUGAUGAACGCAUCUGGACAUGCAAGAGCACAGGAAGCCUCCAGCUUACUCACAAAGAGGCCUGGGAGGAGGAACAAGAAGUCACAGAGCUGCUUCAGGAGGAGUACCCUCUGUGGUUUGAGAAGCCAGUCCUUGAGAUGGUCCACCACAACACGGUGUCCUUAGACAAACUGGUGGAGAUGGCCUGGGUGGAAAUCCUCACCAAGUAUGCUGUUGGUGAAGAGUGUGACUUCCUGGUGGGAAAAGACCAAAGUUUGCGAGUGAAAGUGAUGAAGAUUCACCCCUUGGAGACCUCAGAGGGUGAGUCGGGUGAGAAGAAGCUUGAAGGUGCCUGUGACUCCCCAUCCAGCGACAAGGAGAACGCAAGCCAGGAGAACCAGAGGAAGGAGCCUCCGUCUCGAGAGGAGGAGAACAGAAGGGAGAGUCUGAGUGACAGAGCGCGCCGUUCUCCAAGGAAAGCUACCACUGCCAUGAAGGAAGAGAAGAGGAGAUGGGUCAUGCCCAAAUUCCUUCCUCAUAAGUAUGACGUGAAGCUCAUCAAUGAGGAUAAGGUGAUCAGCGAUGUCCCAGCAGAGAGUCUCUAUAGAACAGAGCGACCUCCUACCAAGGAGAUCAUGCGCUACUUCAUCAGACACUACGCCUUGAGGCUGGGCAAAGGAGAAAGUGCCCCCUGGGUGGUCGAAGAUGACCUGGUGAAAAAAUACAACCUGCCCAGUAAAUUCAGCGACUUCCUCCUUGAUCCGCAAAAGUUCUUGGCAGGAAACCCGUCCACGAAGCGUAAAAGCUUGACUUCUCCUGAAGGCAAACCUAACAAGAAGGUGAAAACCGGUGACACUCCUGGAGAGGAUUCAGGAAAUGAGAAGGGAGAGAAGAAGAAGAAAAAGAAGAAAGAAGGGUUGCCUCUUAGUCCCACCAUAUGGGGUCACAUGCAGAAGAUGAAGAUGAAUGGUUCCCCCCUCAAGGUAAAGAACUCUGGAACUCCUAAGAAAGGAGACGGAAAAGGCUCUGCUCCCUCCACUCCAAGGUCUGGCAAGAAGACCGGGGACAAAAAAGAUGGCAAGAAAAGCGGAAAGGGCGGCGAUAAGAAACUUGAUGUUCUAAAAUCUUCUAAAAAAGAUGGGAAAACUGGCGAUAAGACGCCAAAAAUGAAGCAGAUGACUCUGCUGCAGCUGGCUAAGGGAACCCCUGCAGGGAGCCCAAAGAAGCGGGCUCGCAGCUCCAGCCUGGGCACACCCAAACUUGGGAAGCCGCUGCACCCCAUGGCGUUGCACCUCGUCCGCUACUACAAGGAGCACAAGGGAAAAGAGGAUAAGAAGACGUCCCUCUCUUCCCUCAUAACCAAAGCUGCCAAGACGCUGUCCGCCGAAGACCGCGGGCGUCUGCCGGACGAGCUGAAGGAGCUGGUACAGAAGCGCUGGGAGCUGCUGGAGCAGAAGAAGAGAUGGGCAGCCAUGAGUGAAGAAGAGAAGAACGAGGAGAUGAAGAGGAGGCGUGCUGAGCUCAAAGAGAAACUGAGAGAAAAGGCCAAGGAGAAGCGCAAGCAGGAGAUGUUGGUCCGCCAGGAGCAGUCGCGUAGAUACGAGGACCAGGAGAUCGACGGUGGCAAAGCGCUGCCGACGUUCAAGCUGGUGGACAUGCCCGAAGGCCUGCCCAACACGCUGUUCGGCAGCGUCGCCAUGGUGGUGGAAUUCCUCCACUGCUACGCCGGGCUGCUGAUGCCCGAGGACCAGUAUCCGAUCACAGCAGUGGCGCUGAUGGAGGCGUUGGCCGGGGAGCGCUCCGGCUUCCACUACCUGAACCGCGUGCUGGUGGUGCUGCUGCAGACGCUGCUGCAGGACGAGCUGGCCGAGGGCUACAGUGAGCUGGACAUGUCCCUGUCAGAGAUCCCGCUCACCAUGCACUCGGCGUCGGAGUUGACGCGCCUGUGCCUGCGGCCGUGCGACGCGCACGACGAGAGCGGCCAGGGCUCGGAGGACUCGGGCGCCGUCGGCGGCUACGACGACGUGGUGAGCAGCGAGUUCCUGGAGAAGCUGGAGACGGUGGAGGUGUUCGAGCUGAGCCCGGAGGAGAAGGUGGACCUCCUGGUGGCGCUGUGUCACCGCAUCCUCAUGACCUACUCGGUGGAGGACCACGUGGACGCCAUGCAGCAGCGCUCGGCGGAGCUGUGGAAGGAGCGCCUGGCCAUGCUGAAGGAGGUCAACGACCGCAAGAAGGCAGAGAAGAAGAUGAAGAAGGAGAUGGAGAGCAAAGGUGAGAAGAAAAAGGAGGGAGCAGCUAAAAAGGAGAGCAAGAAGGAAGUGAAGGUGGAGCCGGAGCCGGAACCCGAGGAUCUGAUCAGCCUGGUGAAGAGCCGCCGUCUGAUGGCCAUGCAGGCCAAGAAGGAGAAGGAGGAGCUGGACCGGCAGAACAAAGAGCGGAUGGAGAAGGAGGCCGAGGAGGAGCGGCUGCGGAAGCAGAAAGCCGCAGCAGAACGCGCCUUCCAGGACGGCAUAACCAAAGCCAGACUGGUGAUGCGCCGGACGCCGCUCGGAACAGACAGAAACCAUAACAGAUACUGGCUUUUCUCCGACGUGGUUCCCGGGCUUUACGUCGAGAAGGGCUGGGUGCACGACGGCAUCGACUACAGCUUCACUCCUCCGUCCGAGGAGAAAACGGGUGAGCCAGAGAUGGAGGAAGAGGAAGAGGAAGGCAGCGAGGCAGCUUCAGUUCCCGACUCGCAACCCGAUUCGCAAGAAGCUGAAAAAGACGACGCAAGCGUCGACGGCGCUGCAAGUGAAGGAGUCCAGCAGGGGGCAGCACCAGACGUCUGUAUUGAAACUACAAUUCCCAAACAGGGACAGAAUCUUUGGUUCGUCAUCGACAGCCCGGCUGAGCUGGAGGAGCUGGUGGAAAGUCUUCAUCCUCAGGGAGUCCGAGAGAGCGAGCUAAAGCUAAAGAUCCAAAGCAGGUACCAGGACAUCCUACACUCCAUCUAUUUGAGUCGUAAAUCCAAACUGGGACUCAGGAGCUGCGACGGCUACGCCGAGCUGCUCAAAUACAUGCGCAGCGACCUCCAGGAGAUAGCCUCCAGGCUGCAAAAGGGAGGACUGGGCUACCUGGAUGACAACGUAGAUAUAGAAGAGCAGCUGAAAGACAUGGAGAGCUUGAAGGACUUUGGUGAGUGCAUCAUCACGCUUCAGGCCUGUGUCAUCAAGAAGUUCCUGCAGGGCUUCAUGGCUCCCAAACAGAAGAAGAAGAAGAAACAAGCAGGGGAAGAAAGCAGCAAGGCCGAGGAGGUGGACGAGGAGAAGAAAGUAGCGGAAGAAGCCAGGGUAGCCACAGCCGUAGAGAAGUGGAAGUCGGCCAUCAGGGAGGCGCUGACCUUCUCCCGGAUGCACGUUUUGCUGGGAAUGUUGGAUGCCUGCAUAAAGUGGGACAUGUCUGCCGAGAACGCUCGCUGCAAAGUCUGCCGCAGGAAAGAGCUCAGGAAGGACAUGCCUCUAAGGCUGAUGGAGUGUAGGACCAGACCCAGACAGGGAGGCAGCAGAAAACUCAGAGCAGAGCAGGGUAGAUGUGUCAGGCAGGUCUACGUCGAGAGCCGGCAGCUCCGCACGCCCUCAGGUGAUGAUGAGAAGCUCAUCCUGUGUGACGAGUGCAACAAGGCCUUCCAUCUGUUCUGCCUGCGACCGGCUCUGUACCGCAUCCCUGCUGGGGAGUGGCUGUGUCCGGCCUGCCAGCCCACCAUGGCCAGGAGGGGCUCGCGCUCAAGGAAUUAUAAACAAAACACCGACGAAGAGGAGAGCGAGGAGGAGUCUGAAGAGGAAUGCUCUGAAGACGAUGACGAGGACGAGGAAGAAAAUGACUAUAAAGCCAUGGGGCACAGCUUGAGGCCGAGGAAGAAAAACAAGCAGUCUUCAUCACGACAGAAGAGCUCUAAAAGUAAAGCCAAGAAGGUGUCCAGCAGGCAGAGCAGCAAGCAGAGAGGCGGGCCCAGCAGCCCCGCAGACAUCGACGAACUGGUGAGGCAGAGUACCCAGACAGGGCUCAGCAAGCAGGCGCUGGAGCUGGAGAGGUGUGAGGAGAUCUUGAAGAAGCUGAUGAAGUUCCGCUAUAGCUGGCCCUUCAGGGAGCCCGUUUCCCUGGACGAGGCUGAGGACUACCUGGACAUCAUCUCGGAGCCCAUGGACUUCCAGACGAUGCUGGGGAAGUUCGGCCAGGGCUCGUACCGACACGCCCAGGACUUCCUGGAGGACAUGAAGCUGGUGUUCUCCAACGCGGAGGAGUACAACCAGCAGGGCAGCACGGUGCUCUCCUGCAUGGGCAAGACGGAGCAGACGCUCACCGAGCUCAUCCAGAAGCUGCUCCCCGGAAUCAGCUACCUCCGCCGGCGCUCCCGCAAGCGCGUCAACCAAGCUCCUCCUUCAUCCGAGGAGGAGGAAGAAGAAGAAGAGGAGGAGGAGGGUGAUGACGAUGAAGGGGACUGCGAAGAGCAGGUAGAGGAACCCAAGAAGAAGAUGCAAAAUGGCAAAUCGAACCAGAAGACAGGCAGGAACGUUCGGGGCCGGAAAGAGGAGAGCGAGAGCGAGGCGGACAGUGAGGAGGAGGAGAUCAGCAGAAGCAGCAGGAGGAGGAAGAGCAAGAGGACCUCUGGCGCCUCCGGCAGGAAGGAUUACAGGGAACUGGACAGCGACGGGGAGCAGGGCACGAGAAGAACUCGUCUGCGGGGGGGGCGGGGCGACGCCAGCAGCGACGAGGAGCAGCCCAGCCAUCAGCAGCGACAUUCCAAGAGACUGAAACGCUCGUGAAGAACCCAAGGUGUCUCCUCUCCAUCAUAAUCUCUGGACCACUGGCUCUCCUCCUCCUCCUCUCCCCACACAACCAGCAGGACUCAGAUUUCAGAAGGACUGGUUUUUGGUUAACAAAUUUAUGUUCACAUUUUGGAAAACAAAAAAAAACCUGCUUUAUAUUUGUAAAAUUUUUUAUAUCGAUGAUGUUUUUGUGUUUUUUUUGUUGGUCCCAACCAAGAAAAAUUAACCUUUUACAAUAAUUACUUUUUUUCAUGGCUCUUAGGAUUUAUAUUUCAGUUUGCCGUCGACAUCAUCACACUAUCCUGACACUUUGUCGCCAGGCCAUCUCUUUGCUGACCUUUUGUUUUUUUUUGUUUUUUGUCCUGGAUGGGUAAUUUAUAGCUGCCAAGAUAUUUUAAUUUCAUUUCUGCACAUAUUACUCCUGGUCAGGAGUUUCAACUGGGUUGAGUUUCAGAUUGCAGAUUAUCUUCAGGAACCAGAGCGGCUCAUAGAGCCUCUUGUCUGUAGUGCCCUGUCACUUUAAAACACCUCAGAUGAUCCUCCUGUUUGUACUCCUCCUUUGUAAAAGUAACGGCACCGGGCGUAAAUAAAAUUGUGUGAUCAAUCAUUUCUAUACAGUAUUUAAGACCAGUGUCUUUUUUUUUUUUUACUUAUUUUUGUUUUUUGGGCGCAUUUUAUUUGAUAUUGUAAAUGAAAACCUUUCCAAUAAAGGCACAGACAACACGUCUCAGCAGAAAUGACAAUUUUUACCUUUCGUAACCAACGUUUAGUUUAAAAUUGACGCCAUGUUCCAGAAAAUGUCUCGGUGUGGUCACCAGGGGGCGCUCUGCCUCUCCGUUUAAUCCUCCAAUCGCUGCUGCAGAAUUUAUUGGUGGAUUAAAAAUAUUUCAUUUGAACAUCUGUCUUUGUAUCAGCAGCAGCAGUACACAGAAAGUCAAUGUAAAUCAGAUUUUUUUUUUUAAUUAAUGCCCAAUGUGUAUAUAUUUAUAUAUUUGUGUAUACCGAUAAGGCAAUGGUUCGUAUUCCCCUCUUUUCCUGUCCGUACUGUGAGAUGCUGUGUUUUACUAGUGCUGUUUAACAUCCAAACUUUCUAGUCACAAGUUUUUGCCCAACCUGUUUCUGUUCAGCUUGGUUUUGCUCACCCAGUAAGCUGUUUUUAAUAAAAAAAUAAAAUUAAAAUAAUCUCCCUGAGAUGUCGGAGAAUAAACAAAAGGCGACUGGACCCUCUCUGAGGGAAAUCUUGUUUGUAGAUGCUUUCCUUAUUCUUGGCGGACCUGCAAAAGGCUUUUACACUUAAAUUUUUAAAUAUAUAUAUUUAUAGUCUAAAGCAGGGUUGGAGCUGGCUGGAGGUUUCUCGCGUAAAGGAUAAAGGCCAGAGGCCAUGGCUCUCCCUGAUUUUAUUUAGGCAGAGCUGAGGGCCGGUGUCGGGUCGGUCUGACAGAAAUCACUGCCAUCAUGAGAUAAUGGACUGGGGAGAAGAACGGGCCAGCCUUGAUGGCUGAACUAUGUCUUUACUUUUUAAUAAAAUAUUAAAACAUU